CCGGACACCUCCCUCAGAUUAUCAUCGCCGAGAGGCCUCAGGUGAACGCCGGUCAAGAAUCUAGUCAAAACCGGACAAGUAAUUAGUGAGAUCCCCAGACUUCCCUUUUCUUCUCUUUUUCUUUCCCCAAACUCCAUCAUUCCGAAGCAAUUUGAAUAUCAAAAUUCAACAUUAUCGCCAACCCCGCAAUCGCUUCCCCUCAUUCAUAGCAACCAAUUUCCAAGAUGUGUUACGGCGCAACCUGCUCAACCUGCUCAGGAAAGUCUUGGCGGGGCUGCGGCUCGCACAUUCCCGGCGCCCUUUCCGGAGUUCCGGAGAAACAGUGGUGUACUUGCGAACCGCGAGUUACGGUCGAUGGAAAGGACUACCCUCCAUCGGCGAAGAUGAGCAUUCCCGGCGUAUCUUGGUUGUCUAACGUGUUCGGAAGCGGAGGUGGUGAAACGGGAAAGAACGGGGCGGGUACAAAGGGCAAGGGCGAGCUUUAAAUGCUACCCGGUUGAGCGGACCCGGGCCAAUCCUUUAAAGGGUUUCGGCUAUCAACGUCAAUUGUCGUUAUCAGAUAUUAUCAAUGACAUCGGAAGCUUUUUCUAGUUUCGUUCCCACUGCGACCUCGCUCCUCACUAAGACCCCUCUCUUAAUCGUAGUGCCGCCCCACUCAUGACAAGUUACAUAAACUUAUCACUUGAUAAAGGUCAUCAUCUUUCAUUGACUGGAUCGAUUUAAGAGGGGAUGGAUAGACAUAUUAUACUGAUGGUUGACCUAUCUCUU
Messenger RNA from Annulohypoxylon maeteangense, 768 nucleotides. RefSeq lists its product as uncharacterized. Bases 225 to 485 code for a protein of 86 amino acids. The record is from RefSeq and is a predicted model, not a curated record. The transcript is spliced from 2 exons. NCBI's taxonomy places the organism in Eukaryota, Fungi, Ascomycota, Sordariomycetes, Xylariales, Hypoxylaceae.